This is a messenger RNA of Nematostella vectensis (starlet sea anemone), 1679 nucleotides long. RefSeq names its product F-box only protein 21. Lineage: Eukaryota; Metazoa; Cnidaria; Anthozoa; Actiniaria; Edwardsiidae. Gene Ontology annotation, molecular function: DNA binding. The transcript is spliced from 5 exons. The record is from RefSeq and is a predicted model, not a curated record. Bases 225 to 854 code for a protein of 209 amino acids.
CCCCAAAACAACACAAUCAUCACCUCGUGUUGUAUUCUGAUUCGCUACGUCCCAGUUUUCACUCGGAAUUAUCGAAAUUUCCAUCGUAAGUUUUCUCUAUCCUACUUUUACAUCUCUGACCUGUCUCAUUGUUGAAUCUAGGUCAUGAGUGCUUUGUAAUUUAGGGUCUUGCCCUCUUUCUUUACUCCUUUUGGUCUACUUAUUUGCGGGGAUUUGCGGGCAAAAUGCCGCGCGCUGCCGUUCAGCUAGCCCUGCUGAUUCUAGCUGUGCCAGCUCAGUACUUCAUCUGCAAGUUGACCACUCCAUCUGUAGGAGAAAGAGAUGUAUUGAUGAGGAGGUUGACCCAGUCACUUACACUAUUCAGUAGUGGAAUACUAGAAUGGGAGAAAUGGAAAGACUGGAUUCUGAUGAGGUUUGAUGAUCGCGGUGAGUGCCCUGCAAAAGAGGUCCUUCAAUUUAAAGAUCCUGCUGGGCACUUUGGAAUGUCAGCGGAGGUGCGGUCACCACGCCCUUCCAAUGUGAAAUAUAGAGUGGGACAGGUGAUUCGACACAAACUGUGGAAUUAUAGAGCAGUAAUUGUUGGCUGGGACCCAAAAUUAAAGGCGCCAGACUUCUGGAGAGAUGCUAACCAUCCUGCUGAUAAAAAACACUGGAAGGAUAUGCCAAAUUAUGCGCUACUGGUUGAUACAAGAGACAGACCGUCACCACAGAUCACUUAUGUUCCAGAAGAGAACAUUGAAGUCAUUACAGGAACUAAGAUAUUUCAUGAUGAGGUUGAGGAGUUCUUUGAAUACCACGAUGGAGCAGUAUACAUUCCAAGACCAUGGCUAAAAAAACUCUAUCCUCAUGAUUGAUUAUACUUGCUACACAUGCACACGGAAGAUUGAAUAAUUAUGGAGGUAGAGGUGGUUGACGAACUCCCUGUAGUUUGUGAUAUCAUCUAGUUAGUAGCGGGUUAUAAAAAACCGCUGAACUUCAAAGACUUUGUUUGUUUUCUGGCCCAUCAGAGAGUGCUUGUUAUAUUGAUGAUGCCCUUUGAAGUUCGCCGGUAUUUGAAACUAUCUCCCUCUAUUAACUAUGGUGGAAUACAUAUAGCUCUUAUUGAUCAACGUCAUAGGCUGUAAUUGAACGUUAGGGGACCGUAAAGAGAAAGAAAAGAUCGAGAACUAAAUUUAAUCAAUUUCGAAAAUAUAAAAAACACUGAUCUUCAUUAGCAAAAUGCAUUUAUAUUUAAAAAAAAACUAUUUCGUGUAAGAAGGGUGUACAUGGUACAUUGGAUGAGGCCAUAGCAAGGAGGGUGGGGGGGGGGUGCUAGGUGGGGCUCACACUCCCCCAGUAUUUCCACAAAAUGUAUAUUUAGCGGCCUGCUUUACCCCUGCUGUAGUGUAAACGUAGAAGACUGGAUUUUUCGUCAAGUUUUUUCCAUCGGUUCUCCCCGAAUGGGAGCAAUGAGUUAUGUGUUAGCAAACCGGGAGGGGCUGUAAGCAGUCUAUUUGCAUUCAAAUUUUUUUUAUGAAAUUGACAUUGUGACCGUGUGACCAAGUCAGAAAUAUCGGUCAAAAGUAAUAUAUGAUAUCAAAUAAUAUGUCUUUGUUUGUCGUUUUUGUGUACAGUUUUGUCAAACAGUUUGUGACAUUUUUUGUAUAAUUGCAAUUAAAAAACUAAAACUUUAUUAAUAA